UUAAUCUCCUUAUUUUUCCCUUCAAAAUAACAGUUAUUGCAUGAGUAGAAAUGGAACAUGUUGAGGUGUCUCCUGAGUAUUCUGCGUGAACAUAAACUCAGAGCUUUGUCUCUGUGGUGUGCAGCCUGCCUCUUUUGAUUAAACGUUUAAAACAUUUUCUCCAUCCUUUUGUGCCUGGUCACAGUAGCUUGACAGCCCCUUAAAUCAAAGUAUGUGGAGAAUUAAUGAGCGAACGAUGUGACACUGACUGAUUCAGGGAAUGGUGCCAAACCAAACAGCUGUAAGUCAUGUUGUUGUUGUGGUGACAUGCAUAAUGGAUGAAAUUGAAAUAUCAAAUUUAAAUAAACAGUUAACAAAUGCAGCAAUCUUUCACAUCUCAUCUCCAUUUAAUUAUUUGAGAUGUUUUUUUUUUUACUCUAUAAAGUUUGAAAAGAUAUGCACAUUUGUGGCUAGGAAUAUUUUAUUUUUUAAAAAAAAUAACAGUCAAAUCCACACAGGAUGCUAUGUUUAUGAUGAAAAUAAGCUUUCCUUCCCCUGUGUUUCGUCUUUUCACUGUCAGUCACAUAUGCGAAAUGGCUGACAGUCCUGUAAUCUACAGCAGUGGCAGCCCAUAAUCCCAACCGAUCAAAGGUUGAGAUUACCAAAGAUGUGGGAGGGGCAGAGCUGCAGAUAGGAGGACAGUGAGAGAGGGUGAGCUCAGACAUGACAGUGGCGAUGCAGACCAGGCAGGGAUUGGUGCACACAAAUAGCCAGCCAAUCACUGCAGAGGAAGGGAAAAAUAACAAGGCAAGGGGAGAGCUAGUGAAAGAGGGAAGAGCAAUGAAAAAGCGAGGGAGACGGUGAAAUCACAGCAGCACAGGAGAGACCAAACAAGGAGGAGAGGAAGGAUGAGUGGAGCAGAGAGCGCUGAUCAGUGAAGCCUCCAGAGAGGGAGAGGAGAGGAAGAAGAUGAACAGGGAGAGGGGGGUGAGCAGCCAGCACUGAGAACAUCCAUCAGCUCAGGCAGCCAUGCUCUGAGCCCUGGAGCAGCAGGGCUACGCAGACACUGCACAGGCCCACCACCAGGCCCAUCUCAGCCCUCCAUCCCAGUCACCAACACUGGGCCAGGGAUACAAGAAUAUUCCCAUCACAUCAGCUGUGUAGAAGAGCCAUGAGGACAGCUAGGAAGGGCAGCGUGGAGAUGCCUGCAUUUAUGCGGCAGCUGGUGAAAGAGACGGAGAAGAGGGUCAGCUCUUUCUUCAAAGGGGGCCGUGGAGGAGCAGCAGAGGGAGAGCAGCCGGGGGAGGGAGAGAAGGAGGAGGUCAUCCCCAGCCCUUACCUGGACCGGCCGGUCCUGGACAAACUAGCAGAGGAGGGCUGCGCACGCUGGGGCCUCACCUACGCCCUAGGAAGCAUGCAAGGCUGGAGGGCCAACAUGGAGGACUUUCACAACUGUGUUCCACAGCUGGGUGGAGAGCUGGCCGACUGGAGCUUCUUCGCUGUGUUUGAUGGUCAUGCGGGCAGCACGGUAGCACAGUACUGCUCCCAGCACCUUCUGGGCCACAUCCUUGCCACAGGUGGAUUGGGACCAGAGGAUGACCCUGAAAAGGUGAAAGGAGCCAUCAUUGAGGGCUUCCUGCAAACAGACAAACACCUGCACUCUGUGGCACGUCGAGAAGGCUGGGAGAGGGGUGGUACCACUGUGGUGGCCACUCUCAUCUCACCGUACUACAUCUAUUUCGCCAACUGUGGUGACUCGAGGGCCAUGUUGUGCCGGUCUGGCCAGGUUUGCUUCUCCACUGAGGACCACAAACCUUACAGUCCUCUGGAGAAAGAGCGUAUUGAGAGCGCAGGUGGCUCAGUGACCAUCCAAAGGAUCAACGGCUCCCUGGCAGUGUCCCGCGCUCUGGGGGACUUCAGCUACAAGGGAGCAGAGAACCGGGCGCCCAGCCAGCAGAUGGUGUCACCAGAGCCAGAGGUGUGUGUGGUGGAGCGUUCACCAGCAGAUGAGUUCCUGGUGCUCGCCUGUGACGGGGUGUGGGACACCAUCAGCAAUGAGGAGCUGUGCGCCUUCAUCCACAACCGGCUGCGUGUCUGCACUGACCUGAGGGAGGUCUGCACACAAGUCAUUGACCUCUGUCUCUAUAAGGGCAGCUUGGACAACAUCAGUAUCAUCCUGCUGUGCUUCCCUGGUGCCCCCCAGCUGUCAGCAGAGGCACUACACCAGGAGGCUGAGCUGGAGGACCUGCUGGAGUCCAAAGUUGCAGAGAUUUAUGACGAGCUGUGUGCCAGAGGGGAGGAACCAGACCUGCUCUCUGUCCUCACAAUCCUCGCAUCCACUGUUAUCCCUGGACUACCACCAGGUGGAGGCAUACAGAGCAAAAGGAACUGCAUUAUUUCUGCUUACUAUCAACAAAGAGAUACACACAAGCCCACACUGCCAAAUGGCUUAGGAAGCUCCUGAGAAGCCCAGCUGGAUCCAUGAAGGGACUGUAAUUUAUGUCAAUAUUAAAACUGUUUUCUUCAUGUGUGCAAUUUGACAGUAAGGGGAGAUAAUUAACAGACAGGGACGUUUGUUUACAUCAUGCCAGCAAGCAGCAUCUUAACAUAACAAAUACAAUGAAAGAAAUACAUUUUAUAUUUAUACAAGAAUGACAUUUUGUAAAACCUACUCAGAGACACUGAUCCAGCAACAAAUCGCUGCCUCAUAUUCAGUAAACAGAAGAUACAGAUAACAAUUUCAAAUGAUAUCGUGAAUAACAGCCGACUGUGAAACUGUACAUUUUCAAUGGAUAAAAUAGGGAUCAUGAGUAUAUGUAGAGUUAUAUUUUAAAGAUGUUUUAAGAAUAGAUAUUUUAAAACAGUAGAUAAUAUAAAUAAAAAUAACAGAAUCAUUCCUACUUUUUUUUCAGUUUACCUUUCCUUUAGGAAAGAAAAAAAUGUGUUGACUGAAACGUUGUCAGUGCUAGCCAAAAGCUAACGUGCAGCUUACAUAUAUUCAUUUGAUUCACUUGAGCAUGCUAACAGUGCUAACAGCUGUUAGGGAUGCACAAAAGCAUCUUUUCCUCCUGUGGUCUAAAGUGAUUGACAGUGAUUAAAUAUUUUGACUAAUCUCAACGCAUACACUUACAAAAACAAAACAAUAUGAUUCCCAAAUAAAUCAAAGGGGAUGCUUUUUGAAAAGGUGUUUACUUUAUGUUUUAUUUUAAACAUGUAGGACAAAAUGCAUUUGGCUGAAGAGAUGUUAGGAGAAUGUCAUUUAUUCAAAUAAUUAUGUGAUAUUUUUUUUUCUUUUUUUUUUUUUUAAAAAAAAACUAGCCUACACAGCAUGUUGUGAUUUGAUUGUGACCAUAAAUUGAGCUCAAAGUACCCAUAAAUUGGCCAAAUCCCCUAAAACAUAUAUUUACUGAUCAAUCAAGAUGCAUUUUACAUGAAUAAGUUCUGCACGAAAACCUUUCUGGCAGUUCCCUCUAUAUAUUAACCAUAUUUCUAAACACAUUUGUCAACACAGCACAUGGGAAAUGUGUUUUUUCCACAAGUUGGAUGAUAUGUACUGUGCUGCCUUAUUCAUCUUUUACACACCUGAC
Molecule: messenger RNA, 3566 nt
Organism: Scatophagus argus
Lineage: Eukaryota; Metazoa; Chordata; Actinopteri; Scatophagidae
Gene: ppm1nb
Product: protein phosphatase, Mg2+/Mn2+ dependent, 1Nb (putative)
Exons: 6
Coding region: 1151-2443 (430 amino acids)
Biological process (GO): protein dephosphorylation
Molecular function (GO): manganese ion binding; magnesium ion binding; protein serine/threonine phosphatase activity
Source: RefSeq, a predicted model, not a curated record